AUGGUGAAGCUACGAGGGAUUGAGAUCUGCAUCAUAUCACAGUUCGACAUCUGCAAGCUACCAGAGUUUCAGUACCACAAGCCUUCUUCUGGACCGAAGGAUCCUUUCCAACUCAACUACCAGCACGAGAAUGCGCCCUCCUCGCCUUUUCCGUCUGUUGCUUGCUUCGUCCCAAUCUAUCCCGGCAGCCAGAUUUGGUUCGAAUACACCGUCGACGGCCCACAUCCUCCGGAAGCCGCCUGGUUCUUCAAACUCCUCAUCAACGGCAAGGUCGUCACAUCGUGGGAUUGCACGGCAAAGCAUGGUUUUCAUGGCAAAAUGAUGUAUAACCUGGUUAGCGAAGGCUUGGAUCCAGACAGUGGUCGCGCCGUGCUCAAGACACAGGCACUGAGAUUUGGAGAUGGACUGGAAGACGGCGAAAGAGGAAGCGAGUUCGAGACCUUGAACCAGGCCUGGGAGAGGCUGGCAGUAAGUCUCACAGUGUGCAGGUUGACCAACAGUGGUUAUCUUGAGCCCUGUAUUCGUCCUCGACGAUACAAGUAUCAACUCCUUGACCCGGUUGAUAUGCCAUACGCAGCUUUUCAAUUCCAUUUUCGCCCUUAUGAAUACUUCGAGGAGCAUGGCAUUGUCCAAUUGCAAGUUUGCCCUUCCACAUGCAGCACUAGAUCCUCAAUCAUAUCGGAGAGUUCAGGCAAUGUUCAGUUGGUGAUGAACGAAUCCGCACACGACACUGCGCAUGAACAUUGGGACGAUAGCUCACCACUUGGAAGUUCUCCUCGUCAGUCUUCCACACUGACAUCACCCACCAAAAUCGGACACAUCACCUCGAUAACAGAAAGACCGACACUGACAAAAACCAAGUCCUCCGCAAGCUCCAUCAAUAUCCCACUCAGUGACUCCGAUGAUUCGCUUAGCGUCAGAACCAAAGAUAGUAUCGAGGACUUAUCAUCAAGGGUCCCAAGAUCUCCAAGGUCUCCCAGAUCACCCAGCCGGCGCGAGAAAAACACAGAGGAUGAACGAACAAAGAGAAAUGCUGAAAUACCACCAUCACCAACCCCAUCGACCAAAUCACCUCGACAACGCUUGAAAAAGAAGCUCACGGUGACUAUCAACGGGGCAAACUUUGACGUGGACAGAAAACGACGACCACUAAGUCCUUUCAAUAGUGGUGGAAUGCUUAGGAAAGCGUGCGUGCCGCAGACGGCUCCAGCCACUGUCACAGAGUUUGGGCCGACGGUCGAAGAAGAAGUCAAACCCAAGCUCCAAAAGAGCUGGCCAGAAACGGAGACAAAAAUGACACUCAUCCCGACUUGCUUCACAACGUACACCUUCUACCUUCGUAAACUCAUGUCGUCUUAUCGCCGGCGCAGUGGGCACAACGGCCCUCAGCAGCCAUACAGACCAUAUCAUGCCUCACAACAAGAUGAUUUCUACGAUGACCGGUCGAGGUCACGAUCCCGAGAACGCAGACAGAGCUCCCCUCAGAAACGAAGUCCUCCACACGCCGACCACCAAUCGGACCGUCUCAGGGAGAAUUCCAUUUUCGUGGUCGGGCACGGAGUCCAGAUCGAAGACGUGACCGCAGCUAUGACAGGCGCAACCGGUAUUAUGAUGAUGAUCGCAGCUCGCCCUCUCCUCGCCGAGGCAGAUCUGCGUAUUAUGACCGAGACGACCCUCGCUCCGAUUCACGAGACUACCGCAGUCGAAGUCGAAGCAGAUAUCGGACCCCCUCAGACGAGAGACCACCGAGUCGAGGCGCUCCGAGCAGGGAAAUUAUGA
Messenger RNA from Fonsecaea monophora, 1779 nucleotides. RefSeq lists its product as hypothetical. The transcript is spliced from 6 exons. Lineage: Eukaryota; Fungi; Ascomycota; Eurotiomycetes; Chaetothyriales; Herpotrichiellaceae. The record is from RefSeq and is a predicted model, not a curated record. Bases 1 to 1779 code for a protein of 592 amino acids.